This is a messenger RNA of Diplodia corticola, 1500 nucleotides long. RefSeq names its product fad binding domain-containing protein. Gene Ontology annotation, molecular function: FAD binding; oxidoreductase activity. The transcript is spliced from 5 exons. The record is from RefSeq and is a predicted model, not a curated record. Lineage: Eukaryota; Fungi; Ascomycota; Dothideomycetes; Botryosphaeriales; Botryosphaeriaceae. Bases 1 to 1500 code for a protein of 499 amino acids.
AUGUCCCAGGCACUCGUCAACAACAAGCAGUACCUGGCUGCCUCGGUCCAGGCCGAGCUCAGCCGGCUGCUUUCCGACAAGGCAAAGGUCCACCUCCCCGGAUCGGAGCAGUUUGAUUACUCAAGCGCCCGGUUCUCCGAGUACGGCCGUCCGACGUACAUCGCUGCUGUCCAUCCCGCAAACGAAGCCGACGUGGCAAAGACGGUGCGCUACUCGCACAUGCGUGGCAUCGGCUGCACGGCCAGGAGCGGAGGGCACUGUGUGACCAAUUACAUGAAGAAGCUGCAGGACGGCAUCGUCGUGGACAUGCGCUUCGUCAACCACCUGUCCUACGAUCCGGAGAACGAGCUCGUCACCGCCGGCGGCGGUGUCUACAGCGGCGACUUUGCCAAGUUCAUCCACGACAGGAAGCGAGAGCUCGGCAUCGGCUCCUGCCCCACCACGGGGCUCAUCGGCGUGGCUCUCGGCGGCGGCAUCGGCCGGCUGCAAGGCAAGUACGGAUACCUGAGCGACAACAUGGUGUCGUGCAGGCUGGUGCUCGCGGACGGGUCCGUCAUCAACGUCUCGGACAAGGAGCACACGGACCUGUUCUGGGCGAUGCGCGGCGCCGGCCACAACUUCGGCAUCGUGUACGAGGCCACCUUCAAGGUCUACCCCCAGCCGCACGGCGGCAUCCACCACAGCUGGGACUUUGAGUUCGGGCGGGACAAGGUCCGCGACCUGUACGCGGUGAUGAACAAGCUGGUUCCGGACAUGCAUCCGAACCUUGCCUGCUUCUUGAUCUGGUCCAAGAAGGCCGCUUCUGGCGCCGAGGGCGUGAUCAUCCUGAACGCCGUGUGGUCCGGCCCCAAGGAGGAGGCCUACGAGUACAUCUCGCAGUUCGAAGCGGUCGGGCCCGUGGUGCCGCCGACGCUGAAGUCGGUCGAAUGGUCGGACCUGCCCUGGGUCGCGUACCAGGGGCUGAACCAGCAGUACCUGGGCAACCCGGACACGUGGAACAUCUACCCGUACAAGAUCUUCUCUGCCGUCAGCGCCAAGCGGUUCGACCUCGACGCCCUGGAGCGCCUGUACGCCGAGGUCAACGAGUUGGAGCAGAAGCACGACACCCGCAUCCUCGUCAUGUUCGAGGCCUUCUCGCACAAGCGGAGCAAGGAGAUUGCGGACGAUGCCACGGCCUUCCCGUGGCGCAACGGCUCCGACAUCUUCCUGUUGCUGCAGGUCUCGCUGAAGAAUCUCGACCGUGAGGCCGCGUCGAACGAGUGGCUUAAUGGCUGGAAGAAGAGGCUGAUCGACGUCUCGGGCUACGGCCGCCUGCAGCAAUACUCGAACUACGGCCACGGGACCAACGUGAACGAUCCCGUUGAGGCCAUGUACGGCUACGAGGAGUGGAGGCUCGACAAGCUGCGCGCGCUGAAGAGGCAGUAUGAUCCCGACAACUGGUUCCGCUGGUACCAGCCUUUCUGGCCGGAUGAGGCGGAGUCGAAGGCUUCGAGGCUGUGA